AUGUACGACCAGGACGAAGAUAAUCAGUAUGAUGAAGACGAUGAUGAGAUCACUCCUGACCUGUGGCAGGAGGCGUGCUGGAUUGUCAUCAGCUCUUAUUUUGACGAGAAGGGGCUGGUGCGGCAGCAGCUGGAUUCCUUCGAUGAGUUCAUCCAGAUGUCUGUUCAGAGAAUCGUGGAGGAUGCUCCACCCAUCGACCUGCAGGCUGAAGCUCAGCACACCUCAGGAGAGGUUGAGGAGCCGCCACGAUACCUGCUGAAGUUUGAGCAGAUCUACCUGUCUAAGCCCACCCACUGGGAGAGAGAUGGAGCACCAUCUCCCAUGAUGCCCAACGAGGCACGCCUAAGGAAUCUGACGUACUCUGCACCGCUGUAUGUUGACAUUACGAAGACGAUCAUUAAGGAGGGCGAGGACCAGCUGCAAACACAACACCAGAAGACCUUCAUUGGGAAAAUUCCCAUCAUGCUUCGCUCUACAUACUGCCUGCUGAGCGGCCUGACAGACCGAGACCUGUGCGAGCUCAACGAGUGUCCACUGGACCCCGGAGGUUAUUUCAUCAUCAAUGGCUCAGAGAAGGUGCUGAUCGCUCAGGAAAAGAUGGCUACCAACACAGUCUACGUGUUCGCCAAGAAAGACUCGAAGUACGCCUACACUGCCGAGUGCCGGUCCUGCUUGGAGAACUCGUCCCGCCCUACCAGCACUAUCUGGGUCAGCAUGAUGGCCCGAGGAGGACAGGGAGUGAAGAAGAGCGCCAUAGGUCAGAGGAUUGUCUCCACGCUGCCGUACAUCCGACAGGAAGUUCCCAUCAUCAUCGUGUUCCGGGCGCUGGGCUUCGUGUCGGACAGAGACAUCCUGGAACACAUCAUCUACGACUUCGAUGACCCUGAGAUGAUGGAGAUGGUGAAGCCAUCUCUGGAUGAGGCGUUUGUGAUCCAGGAGCAGAAUGUGGCGCUGAACUUCAUUGGCUCACGAGGAGCAAAACCAGGUGUGACGAAGGAGCGGCGAAUCAAAUACGCAAAGGAAGUCCUGCAAAAGGAGAUGCUGCCGCAUGUCGGCGUCAGCGACUUCUGCGAGACCAAGAAGGCGUACUUUUUAGGGUACAUGGUUCACAGGUUGCUGCUAGCCGCUCUCGGCAGACGGGAACUGGAUGACAGAGAUCACUACGGCAACAAGAGGCUGGACCUUGCUGGACCGUUACUGGCCUUUCUGUUCCGAGGCAUGUUUAAAAACCUGCUGAAGGAAAUCAGGAUUUACGCUCAGAAAUUCAUUGACCGUGGAAAAGACUUCAAUCUGGAGCUCGCCAUUAAGACCCGCAUCAUCUCCGACGGGCUCAAGUAUUCACUCGCCACCGGCAACUGGGGUGACGUCAAGAAGGCUCACCAGGCCCGAGCUGGCGUGUCACAGGUGUUGAACAGGCUCACCUUUGCGUCCACCCUGUCUCACCUGCGCCGCGUCAACUCUCCAAUCGGCCGAGACGGAAAACUGGCAAAACCCCGACAGCUGCACAACACGCUGUGGGGGAUGGUGUGUCCGGCCGAGACGCCCGAGGGCCACGCUGUGGGGCUGGUGAAGAACUUGGCCCUUAUGGCAUACAUCUCUGUGGGCUCGCAGCCGUCGCCCAUCCUGGAGUUUCUGGAGGAGUGGAGCAUGGAGAACCUGGAGGAGAUCUCACCUGCAGCCAUUGCUGAUGCCACUAAAAUCUUUGUGAACGGCUGCUGGGUGGGAAUCCACAAAGAUCCAGAACAGCUGAUGAACACGCUGAGAAAACUCCGCAGACAGAUGGACAUCAUCGUCUCUGAGGUGUCGAUGAUCAGAGACAUUCGAGAGCGUGAGAUCAGAAUUUAUACAGACGCCGGACGAAUCUGUCGACCGCUGCUGAUCGUUGAGAAGCAGAAACUGCUGCUGAAGAGACGCCACAUUGACCAGCUGAAGGAGCGCGAGUACAACAACUACAGCUGGCAGGACUUGGUGGCCAGUGGCGUGGUGGAGUACAUUGACACACUGGAGGAGGAGACUGUCAUGCUCGCUAUGACCCCAGAUGACCUCCAGGAGAAGGGUGUGGCAUAUUGUUCCACCUACACCCACUGUGAAAUCCACCCUUCUAUGAUCCUUGGAGUGUGUGCAUCCAUCAUCCCGUUCCCCGACCACAACCAGUCUCCCAGGAACACCUAUCAGUCCGCCAUGGGGAAACAGGCCAUGGGCGUUUACAUCACCAACUUCCAUGUUCGAAUGGACACGCUUGCUCAUGUGUUGUACUACCCUCAGAAACCGCUCGUCACCACCCGGUCCAUGGAGUACCUGCGCUUCAGAGAGCUCCCUGCAGGUAUCAAUUCGAUUGUGGCAAUUGCAUCAUACACGGGUUACAACCAGGAGGACUCUGUGAUCAUGAACAGGUCAGCAGUGGAUCGAGGCUUCUUCAGGUCCGUGUUCUAUCGGUCAUACAAAGAGCAGGAGUCUAAGAAAGGUUUUGAUCAGGAGGAGAUCUUUGAGAAGCCGACACGUGAAACCUGUCAAGGGAUGCGACAUGCCAUCUACGACAAGCUAGACGACGACGGGCUCAUUGCACCUGGCGUGCGUGUUUCCGGCGAGGAUGUGAUCAUUGGGAAGACCGUGACGCUUCCGGAGAAUGACGAUGAACUGGACAGCACGAACCGCCGUUACACAAAGAGAGACUGCAGCACAUUCCUGAGAACCAGUGAGACCGGCAUUGUGGACCAGGUCAUGGUGACCCUGAACCAGGAGGGCUACAAGUUCUGCAAAAUCAGGGUGCGCUCUGUCCGAAUUCCUCAGAUUGGAGACAAAUUCGCCAGCCGUCAUGGACAGAAGGGAACCUGUGGGAUCCAGUACAGACAGGAGGACAUGCCAUUCACCUGCGAGGGAAUCACUCCUGACAUCAUCAUUAACCCUCACGCCAUCCCGUCCAGAAUGACAGUCGGCCAUUUGAUUGAGUGUCUGCAGGGAAAGGUUUCUGCCAACAAAGGUGAGAUCGGCGAUGCCACGCCAUUUAAUGACGCCGUCAACGUGCAGAAGGUGUCGAACCUGCUGUCUGAGUAUGGAUACCACCUGAGAGGAAAUGAGGUUCUGUAUAACGGUUUCACUGGGAGGAAGCUGACGUCUCAGAUCUUCAUCGGCCCGACGUAUUACCAGCGUCUGAAGCACAUGGUAGACGAUAAGAUUCACUCGAGGGCCCGCGGCCCCGUCCAGAUCCUCAACCGGCAGCCUAUGGAGGGACGCUCGCGUGAUGGCGGUUUGCGGUUUGGCGAGAUGGAGCGCGACUGUCAGAUCGCUCAUGGAGCGGCUCAGUUCCUGAGGGAGCGACUGUUCGAGGCAUCUGAUCCGUAUCAGGUGCACGUUUGUAACCUGUGCGGACUGAUGGCCAUCGCCAACACGCGGACGCACACGUACGAGUGUCGAGGCUGCCGCAACAAGACCCAGAUCUCGCUGGUCCGGAUGCCGUAUGCCUGCAAGCUUCUAUUCCAGGAGUUGAUGUCAAUGAGCAUUGCUCCUCGUAUGAUGACGUCAUAAAGCAGCUCAACCAAUCGGAUGCAGAACAUGUUGUGACAUCACGAGGAAGUGAAAGUAGUUUAGUUGUUGUUUUUUAGUUUCCUGUCAUGGUUUUGUAAAAGUCAAUAAAUCGGUUUCUGAUCA
This is a messenger RNA of Archocentrus centrarchus (flier cichlid), 3648 nucleotides long. RefSeq names its product RNA polymerase II subunit B (gene polr2b). Lineage: Eukaryota; Metazoa; Chordata; Actinopteri; Cichliformes; Cichlidae. Gene Ontology annotation, biological process: DNA-templated transcription. The record is from RefSeq and is a predicted model, not a curated record. Gene Ontology annotation, molecular function: ribonucleoside binding; DNA-directed RNA polymerase activity; DNA binding. The transcript is spliced from 25 exons. The coding region runs from base 1 to 3525 and encodes 1174 amino acids.